CCGGGUAAAGACGGCCAAACGGCAACAACAAAUAUGGAGGUGUCACCGUUCAGCUUCACACUAGAGAGAUACUGGACGGAGGAGAAAGAGAGGGCGCUCAUAGCGUUUUUCUCCAAGCACAGUUGUCUGUGGAACCACAAGUCUGAGAGCUAUAAGAACAGACAGCUGCGAUGGAAAACUCUGGAACAACUGAGGAUCCUUCUGUCAGCCCACCCCCCACCUGUUCCCUUCACAGUGGAAGACAUUAAGAAUAAGUUCAAGAACCUUCGUACCACCUUUCAGCGUCAGUACAAAAUGGUAAAGGCAAGCAAGGUGUGCAAGGGAGAAGAUGUGUUUGUACCACAGUGGAAACACUACCAGCAGCUGAUGUUCCUGCAGGGCUGCUGGGACCAGGACGACUGUGUUGAUGAGCAGCCACUGUCGCCGCUGACUCUUCCACAGGCGGAGACACAGUCUGUCCUUACAUCACCAGGACUGAUCAUCUCCUUCCUUCCCACCCCAUCCACCUCUUUCCCCUCCACCUCAUCUUCCUGCGUCCCCUCCAACAUGAUGGUUAAAUGUUACUGGACUGAAGAGAGGGAGCGUGCCCUGAUAGCCUUUUAUUCCGAGCACAACUGUUUGUGGAACAAGAAGUCUGAAAACCACAACAACCGGCAGCUCAGACUGAGUCUACUGGAAGCUCUGAGAGGCCAGCUGUCUGAUCACUCAGUGUCUUUCACAGUCGAAGACAUAAAGUGCAAAUUCAAGAACCUUCGGACAGUUUUUAACCGUGAAUAUAAGGCGGUCCAGGCGAGCAGCGUGUCUAACAAACUCUACGUGUCCAAAUGGAAACACUACCAGCAGCUGUUCUUCCUCUGUGAGUCCUGCGAUGAAGACAACAGCACAGACAACCUACAGAUACUAAUGCCACAGGAAGACGAGGACCUAGACAAUGGAAACCAAACACCAUCCUCCACCCUAAGCAGCCUGUCUUCCAGUUCCACCCAAACCAAUAGCAUCAAGGUCAAUAAAAACUCUGCUCUCUCUAACUCCAGUCAGAGCAACGACAAAACCCAUACCGCUGCAUACCAAAUCCUAAUCUCUGCAUCUCCAGACAGUCUCAAACUAGCAAAUCAAACAGCUCCUUCCACAUUCCCAGUCUCUCUAUCUACUUCAUCACUAGACACCAAACCUUGUUCAAACCCCUCUCCUCUAAAUUUCUCUGUAUCCGGUCCAGUUCAGUCAGACAGCAGACUGAGCACAGACCCCCGCUGCCACUGGAGUGAGGACAAAGUUCAGCAACUCAUAUCAUUUUACUCUGAGCAAAGCUGUCUGUGGAACAACAAGUCAGAGAGCUACAGAAACCGUCUACUCAGACAGAGUCUGUUGGAGACUCUGAGCCGCCUCCUGUCUGAAAAUGAACCGGUCCCAUUCACAGUGGAAGACAUCAAGACAAAGUUCAGGAACCUGCGAACCAUUUUCCAACGUGAGCACAAGGCGGUGAGCUCAAACAAAACAUGUGGAUCAGAGGACUUUUACCUUCCAAAGUGGAAACACUACCAAGAGCUGAUGUUCCUCUGUGACUCCUGUGAUGAGGAUGAGCGACCUGAAGGCCUCCACUGCCACCAACCGGAGGAAUCCGACCUCCUCCACCUGGACAGCCAAGCCCCACCCUCCUCCCUACACUACCAUACUGCCACUCAAACUGCUACCAAAGGGAACAUCACACCACAAAGCCUCAAAGCCCCACCCUCACCCACUCCCCCAGACUCUCAGCACUCGUCCCCCUCUUCCUCCCCAUCCCCCUCCACAUCCUCCUCUCAUACUAACAGCCGAUUGUCGGGCCGCAAACGAGCAAGCCGCCGGGCACCACCCACCAUGAACGAAAUGCUGGAUUUCAUGAGGAUGUUCUGUCAAAGUCGAGCGGUGUCACCACACACCGGGUUCAUGAAAUAUGUUGAGGAGUGUCUGAAUGAGAUGCCGCCAGACAAAGUGAAAAAACUGAAGAAGAAGAUCAUUGAGACGAUCCACAGUGUGUCAGAGGAAGUUUAGUGUUUCCUGUUUGAGGAGCUUAAGUCGGACUCAGUGAAGUGAUUUUUUUUCUGCUUGAGUCUUAUUCUUGUUGCUUUAGCCAUCAUUAUUCACCAACUGUCAUCUCAUUCUAAGUUACAGGCCGCUGACAGUCCAAUAAGUUGUUGCUGUCAUUUUGCUUAAAAGAUUAAAUUGAUAGCUACCAAGACAUCAGCAUAUUAGUAACGAUUUUUUUUUGUCACUUUAAUGAAGAAGAGGACCAUAAUUCAUUGAAACAACAUUAGACAAUACAAUGGUUGUUGUAAUUUUAAAAUCUUUGUUAACGGUGAAUAUUUUUACGUUUGUGAUUUUCUUUGGUCAUUUGAGUCAGUUCCGCAGCUAUCUUGCCAGUGAUUCGCAAGGCAUUCUGGGAAAUAUUUCAUAACACUCCGUUUGAAGUGUGCCCCUGAAAAAUCUUUGUUUGAAGGGCCAGUUAGCCCUUACACUUCAUCCUACCCCUCUAUCUCAACAAGAAUUGGGGCACCCUAUGCCUAAAUGUGAACACGUAAAACGAAGGGGUAGAGCCAAGGGCAAGGGCUGAAAUCUCAAUACUUUCUAACUUCCCUACCCUGUAUGUAGGUGCAUUUCCAUCCAAUUAUUUUAUGUACAUUUUCAGUUUGUGUGUAACUAAACCUAAUUUGACCCUGAAAACUUGAAAAAAUGCUAAAUCUAAUGAAAAGUACAAUGGAAACAGACUUAGUUAAUACAUCAUGUAAAGUACUUCUUGGUACUCUUUAGUGACCAUCAUCUAUCCCUUCCCACCAUGUGAUACAUACAGCUCUCAACAUUGGUCAUGUAUACAGAGCCUAAUUGGUAGGAAUGAUGGACAAAUUAUUGUUCAUUUUAAGAUCAUUUCAGACUCAGCUAGUUUUUUGUUAUCAAACUGAACUUUGUCACCUUUGUUGGACUUUCAGCCCAAUAUAACUAACAUGUUAGCAUAUUUUAGCUUUUAAAUACACAUUGAUCAUGCAGUGACAUGCUGACAAUAUACUAAUGUAUCUGCUUGCAUGUUAACAUGCCAUUACUAAUGCUUGCAUGUGGAACAUUGCCACUUAGAAUUGGUUCUCAAAUUUAAUUUUCAGAUUUCAACAGACAUGAACAAUUAGCAUUUCAUUUUUGCUAAUAAAAACAAGUUACAUGCUUUACUACACACCAGCAUAUUAACUUGUCAAAGGUCAAAAGGUUUGCAUCUCAGUAUUAUACCUAGGGGCAUUCUGUCAUGAAAGUGUUUGGCAAGUGGACAUUUUUAUUGACAUGAGAAACAUCAGGGGAUCACCAAAGUCAUAUGACAUGCUGGACCAUGUUGGGUUGCUUUACAAUUCCGUCUGGAUGUCACUAGUGUGGAUAAAACCACAACAGAAAGAAGUAUUCUGAAAGCACUAUAGUAUUUUCAAAUUUUUGUGACUAGCUUGUUGCCAAAACUUGAUCCAGAGAGCAUUCACAAAAGACAAAAUUGCAUGAAAUCAUUCCCUGUGCUCAAUGUACACUUUUACUAAAGGUCCUUUCCAAGAAAUCUACAAGUGUCUAAUGCUUUGUGUUGUUCAAGAGAAAUGUUUCUGUUCAGCUGAAUGUGCAGUUCAUUCAGUUGAACAUAACAUUUUUACAGCUAUCUUCAGUCUUCACCGAAAGACGUCAACAUUAGUUUCCUGGUAAAUUUGAGACAUGAUUUUGAUGCUUACAGAGCAAUUCAGACAUUAAAAACUCACUUUGUUUUCUGAAGUACUAAAAUUCAGAAAGGCAAUUCAAACAAACUUCUUCGACAUGUAAUGUACCUCUUAAUUUAUUUUAGUGUAAGCACUUAUGGGGGAAAUCGACAUUAUUACCAAAGCAGUUUUUUGAAAUGUUGAAAGAGUUGAAGACUGUCAAUCAUUAGUCAACUAAUUUUGUCAAUAUAUAAAGCACUGUACUUUUAAAUAUGACAUCAGUCUGAGAUGUUAUAUUUAGCUUUUCUUUUAUAAUCAACAAAGUUUUAUUCCAAUGUCAAGCUUACUAUCAGUUGUAAAAAAUAUUUAAAGUUUAUAGAUCUGUAAGUUGUCUUUUUUUUUUUUUUUAAUCUAUGCAUGUAAAAGGUUUUUAAAAAUUCUAUUCCUGUUCAGUUUUAAAUAUUUAGGUUAUGGUUGAAUCUAAAUUUCUUGAAGCAAUUAUGGUUAUUUUGUAGUACUGGCUGUGAAACAUUUGUGAAUUUUUUUUUUGUAUUGCACAUUUAUAUAAGAAUAAUUUAUAUCCUUUCUCUGUUGUUUGCACAUUUGUUAAAAUUUGACUUAGUGCCUUAUCAGAAUCACAAUAACUGCAUUUCCAGUCACAAAGAUAAAACAGGUGCUCUGUUCUGUUCUGGUCUGCCGAGGGGAAAAUGCAAUGGUGCAUCACAUUAAAUGUUGCUGUGGCAAGGAAUUGUGGGAUGGCAUUUCUCCAUUCCUUUCAUAAAAGAAGGUCCUAGUGUUUCCUAUGCUAAAGGAGAUAAGAUAGGAAGCACUGAAGCUCCUUUCCUUAUCAUUUAGAGAAUUCGACCAGCUCUUGUCAUGGUUGCCGCCUAGAUGCUUCAUUUCAUUUAGAUACAUCAUUUCACUUAGUUAGGAACCUUCCUAAACAAAAAAGACUUUUCGACUGCAGCCCUUGUGUUUCAUUUGGGAAAAUAAAAUGUAUCUUCUGCAAUAA
Seriola aureovittata is the source of this 4704-nucleotide messenger RNA. RefSeq lists its product as uncharacterized. The record is from RefSeq and is a predicted model, not a curated record. NCBI's taxonomy places the organism in Eukaryota, Metazoa, Chordata, Actinopteri, Carangiformes, Carangidae. The transcript has 7 exons. Bases 34 to 2031 code for a protein of 665 amino acids.